Bipolaris sorokiniana ND90Pr is the source of this 510-nucleotide messenger RNA. RefSeq lists its product as uncharacterized. Gene Ontology annotation, biological process: actin filament polymerization; Arp2/3 complex-mediated actin nucleation. Gene Ontology annotation, cellular component: Arp2/3 protein complex; actin cytoskeleton. Gene Ontology annotation, molecular function: actin filament binding. The transcript is spliced from 4 exons. NCBI's taxonomy places the organism in Eukaryota, Fungi, Ascomycota, Dothideomycetes, Pleosporales, Pleosporaceae. Bases 1 to 510 code for a protein of 169 amino acids. The record is from RefSeq and is a predicted model, not a curated record.
AUGUCUCAAUCCCUCCGCCCAUACCUCCAGUGCGUGCGCUCGUCCCUCACGGCCGCCCUCUCCCUCUCCAACUUUGCCUCGCAAGCCUCGGAGCGUCACAAUGUCCCUGAGAUUGAGGCUGCAAGCUCCCCCGAGGUCAUCCUGAACCCCCUCACUGUAUCGAGAAACGAGAAUGAGCGCGUAUACAUUGAGCCCAGUAUCAACAGUGUGCGAAUAAGCAUCAAGAUCAAGCAGGCAGAUGAGAUUGAGCACAUUCUGGUCCACAAGUUCACACGGUUCUUGACCCAAAGAGCCGAGUCGUUUUACAUUCUGCGGAGGAAGCCGGUCAAGGGCUACGACAUCUCGUUCCUGAUUACCAACGCCCAUACUGAGGAGAUGCUAAAGCACAAGCUGGUCGACUUUAUUAUCCAGUUCAUGGAGGAGGUUGACAAGGAAAUUUCUGAAAUGAAGCUCUUCUUGAACGCAAGAGCACGUUUUGUUGCCGAAUCUUUCCUUACUCCAUUUGAUUGA